Molecule: messenger RNA, 1744 nt
Organism: Galeopterus variegatus (Sunda flying lemur)
Lineage: Eukaryota; Metazoa; Chordata; Mammalia; Dermoptera; Cynocephalidae
Gene: LRRFIP2
Product: leucine rich repeat (in FLII) interacting protein 2
Exons: 17
Biological process (GO): regulation of DNA-templated transcription
Source: RefSeq, a predicted model, not a curated record
GCGUCAUUGUACGAUGGUGGAUUAUAUAACCCUUAUGGUUCUCGAACUCCAUCUGAAUACAGUUAUUACUCAUUAAGAACAAGUUCAGGCCGAAGCAGUCCUGCGUUUACUGAUGAUGAUACCACGAGCAUUGUGUCUUCUGAUCGUGCCAGUCACGGGCGAAGGGAGAGUGUGGUUUCUGCUGCUGAUUAUUUUAGUCGCUCCAAUCGUAGGGGGAGUGUUGUCUCUGAGGUGGAUGACGUCAGUAUCCCAGAUUUGAACAGCUUGGAUGAAAAAUCUGACAAACAAUAUGCUGAAAAUUACACAAGGCCUUCAUCUCGAAAUUCUGCCUCAGCAACAACCCCUCUAAGUGGAAACUCAUCUAGACGAGGAAGUGGGGACACCAGCAGCUUAAUAGAUCCAGACACCUCAUUAAGUGAAUUGCGGGAUAUCUAUGACCUUAAGGACCAGAUACAGGAUGUAGAAGGGAGAUACAUGCAGGGGCUUAAAGAACUAAAGGAGUCUUUGUCUGAAGUGGAAGAAAAAUACAAGAAAGCCAUGGUUUCCAAUGCACAGUUAGACAAUGAGAAGAACAAUUUGAUCUACCAGGUAGACACCCUCAAGGAUGUUAUUGAAGAACAGGAGGAACAGAUGGCGGAAUUUUAUAGAGAAAAUGAAGAAAAAUCAAAGGAGUUAGAAAGGCAGAAACAUAUGUGCAGCGUGCUGCAGCAUAAGAUGGAUGAACUUAAAGAAGGCCUUCGGCAAAGAGAUGAGCUUAUUGAGGAGAAUCAGCGCAUGCAGCAGAAAGUAGACACCAUGACAAAAGAGGUGUUUGACCUCCAGGAGACACUUCUUUGGAAAGAUAAAAAAAUUGGGGCCCUAGAGAAACAGAAAGAAUACAUUGCCUGCCUUAGGAAUGAGCGAGAUACGCUCAGAGAGGAGCUGGCUGACCUGCAGGACACAGUGAAGACAGGAGAGAAACAUGGCUUAGUUAUAAUCCCCGAUGGCACGCCCAAUGGUGAUGUCAGUCAUGAACCAGUGGUUGGAGCCAUUACUGUUGUGUCUCAGGAAGCUGCUCAGGUCUUGGAGUCAGCGGGAGAAGGGCCACUAGAUGUAAGGCUACGAAAACUUGCUGAAGAAAAGGAAGAGCUACUAUCACAGAUUAGAAAACUGAAGCUGCAGUUAGAGGAAGAACGGCAGAAGUGCUCCAGGAAUGAUGGCACAGCGGGUGACCUGAUGGGACUACAGAACGGCUCAGACUUGCAGUUCAUUGAAAUGCAGAGAGAUGCCAACAGACAAAUUAGUGAAUACAAAUUUAAGCUUUCAAAAGCAGAACAGGAUAUAACCACCUUGGAGCAAAGUAUUAGCCGGCUUGAGGGACAGGUGCUGAGAUAUAAAACUGCUGCCGAGAAUGCUGAGAAAGUAGAAGAUGAACUGAAAGCAGAAAAGAGGAAGCUACAACGAGAGUUACGCACAGCACUGGACAAGAUUGAGGAGAUGGAGAUGACCAACAGCCACCUGGCCAAGAGGCUGGAGAAGAUGAAGGCCAAUAGGACAGCACUUCUGGCCCAGCAGUAGGAGGCCACCCUUCCACCCGGGUACUGCUCUGUGGGGCCCUGCCCGAGUGACUGACACAAACCCCUUUUUGUCCGUUGACACAAACACCUUUCAGUACUGUUUGAGUUUUGUCAUUAAAACAGCUACCUUUGUAUUUUAUAAUUUAUGAAAGAAUGAAGCAAUUUUGAAUCUUCAUGAUUGAACACUU